Molecule: messenger RNA, 1132 nt
Organism: Petromyzon marinus (sea lamprey)
Lineage: Eukaryota; Metazoa; Chordata; Hyperoartia; Petromyzontiformes; Petromyzontidae
Gene: RAB6A
Product: RAB6A, member RAS oncogene family
Molecular function (GO): GTPase activity; GTP binding
Source: RefSeq, a predicted model, not a curated record
CUCGCGCGGACAGCGAUGACGCAAUGUCUCGGCGCGUCUGCGCGGUGACGUCACGCGGCGGGGCGGGCGCGCAUGCGCAGUGUGCGGCUGGACGUGGCGCGGCGGCAGCUCCAUCAAGCAGACUCAAGGCCAACUCCCCUGUGGUGCUAUGGCAGGCGGCAGUGACUUCGGAAAUCCCUUGAGGAAGUUCAAGCUCGUGUUCCUGGGCGAGCAGAGCGUUGGCAAGACCUCACUCAUCACAAGGUUCAUGUACGACAGCUUCGACAACACGUACCAGGCGACCAUCGGCAUCGACUUCCUGUCCAAGACGAUGUACCUGGAGGACCGCACAGUGCGCCUACAGCUGUGGGACACGGCUGGGCAGGAGAGGUUCCGUAGCCUCAUCCCCAGCUACAUCCGCGACUCCACUGUGGCGGUCGUAGUCUACGACGUCACCAACGUCAACUCAUUCCAGCAGACGUCCAAGUGGAUCGACGACGUGCGGACCGAGCGAGGCAGCGACGUCAUCAUCAUGCUGGUGGGGAACAAGACCGACUUGGCGGACAAGAGACAGGUGUCCAUCGACGAAGGCGAGCGAAAGGCCAAGGAGCUGAACGUGAUGUUCAUCGAGACCAGCGCCAAGGCCGGCUACAACGUCAAGCAGCUCUUCCGGCGCGUGGCGGCCGCACUCCCAGGCAUGGAUGCCUCUCCGGAGAGAAGCAAGGAGGACAUGAUCGACAUCAACCUGGAGAAGCCCAAGGAGCACGUGUCCACCGAGGGCGGCUGCGCGUGCUAGAGCCCCCCCCCCCCCCCCGCGGUGGCUUCUUCACGGCGUGCCGCCCGCCGCCUCGUCUGGGCGGGGGGCGGCUGGGGAGGCGGCGAGAUGGAGGAGCCGCCCUCGCUGCCCCUGGAGCCGCCGUUGGGGCGUGACGGCUGGCACGGGGGUGGCCGCGGGCAGCCCUGGGGGUCGUGUAAAUAUAAAACUACUUGGGUGUGUGGGCGUUAGCACAAUAUCGGUUUGGGUGGACGCGCGCGGGCGGUGUGUGUGUACGCGCGUGUGUGCAUGUGUGAGUGUGUGUAUGUGCGUGUGUGUACGUGCGUGUGUGUACGUGUGUGUGCGUGUGUGUAUGUACGUGUGUGUGUGUAUGUACGU